Messenger RNA from Oncorhynchus masou masou (cherry salmon), 2352 nucleotides. Its product is annotated as bone morphogenetic protein receptor type-2-like. Gene Ontology annotation, biological process: protein phosphorylation; BMP signaling pathway; cellular response to growth factor stimulus. Bases 630 to 2030 code for a protein of 466 amino acids. The transcript is spliced from 8 exons. Gene Ontology annotation, molecular function: ATP binding; transforming growth factor beta receptor activity. Gene Ontology annotation, cellular component: signaling receptor complex; plasma membrane. The record is from RefSeq and is a predicted model, not a curated record. NCBI's taxonomy places the organism in Eukaryota, Metazoa, Chordata, Actinopteri, Salmoniformes, Salmonidae.
UAGCUAAAUGAGUAUAAUCUUCGUGGUUAUCUCUCCGAUCAGAUGUCAGAAAUCCAUGACAGAACCAGCCAUACAAAAAAUAUAUGACUGUCUCGUUAUCUAACGUUAGUUGGCCUUUGGGAAAUGUAAGGUUACUUUAGCUGCGUUCAUGGAUUUGUAAAAUCCUAUCAUAAACAGCGUGCUAGAUAGUUGUUUUGAAGUGUAUAUAUAUAUAUAUCUUUUCUUUCUUUCGUGAAUGCUGGUUUGCUUGUUAGUUAUGAGAAGGUUAACGUCUGAUGGCUGACUGUAGGUAACGUUACUGUAGCCCAGUACAGAGGAGACUCGGAUGUCGAAAUAAAACGUUUUGGCAAUCAAAAACAACAGCUAGCUGGGUCCUAAAGUAGACGGACAACGUUAGCUAUUUUCAUAGCUCAUCAAUUGUUGCAAUAUUGAUGUUAGCUUGUGAUUUUUUAAAUAUUUUUUUAAUCACAUUUUUUUGUUUGUUGUUGCACUGUCUGGGACCUAAAUGACUGUUUGGACAAUCAAGGGUAGAUAAAAAAUCAUAAAUAUCAACUGUUAAACCUAGAAGACAUUUAUUCAUCCAUCGUAUUUGAUCUGGACUAUGUUAGAUUAUUAGAUAGUCCGGGCGAAUGUGCUCGUCUAGCUCACAGAUUGAAGGGGGUGAAAUAAGGAGAACUCCUUGGAGAAACCGCCCGUCCCAAUUAAUCCCACCAGCCAUGGCAGUCCUGGGCCGAAUGUCGGGGCUGGCACUGGGGCUGUACGGCAUCCUUCUCCUCAGUCCCGUCGCUGCUGCCCAGAGCGAGGAGCGUGAGUGUGCCUUCAACGACCAGCAGCAGCAGUAUGAGGAGCAGCGUGUGGGAGGAGCAGGAGACUGGCCUAUGACCAGAGAGAAUACUACAAUACGCUGCAGUAAGGGCUCUCGAUGUUAUGGCCUGUGGGAGAAGACCAGAGACGGAGAGAUACACCUGGUCAAACAGGGAUGCUGGACUCACAUCGGGGACCAGCAGGAGUGCCAUGACGACCGUUGCGUGGUUACCACCACUCCGUCUCAGAUUCAGAACGGGACGUAUAGGUUCUGCUGCUGUAGCACCAACAUGUGUAACGUCAACUUCACCGAGGACUUCCCCCCGCCCAGCCCCACCUCUGCACAACUAUACCCACGGCCGCUGUACCGCGAGGAGACCAUCGUGAUCGCCCUGGCGUCUGUCUCCAUAGUAGCGGUGCUGAUCGUGGCGCUGUUCUUCGGGUACCGCAUGCUGAGUGGAGAUAGGAAACAGGGACUACACAACAUGGACAUGAUGGAGGCCGCAGCCUCAGAACCCAGCCUCGACCUGGACAGCCUUAAACUACUAGAGCUGAUUGGUCGAGGGCGGUAUGGCUCCGUGUAUAAGGGUUCUCUAGACGAGCGUACCGUGGCGGUCAAGAUGUUCACCUACCAGAAUCGUCAGAACUUUGUCAACGAGCGAGCCAUCUACCGUGUCCCCCUGCUGGAGCACGAUAACAUCGCACGCUUCAUCGUAGGAGACGAGAGACUCACAGCCGACGGACGCGUGGAGUACCUACUGGUCAUGGAAUAUUACCCUCAUGGUUCUCUGUGUCAGUACCUGAGUCUGCAGACAGGAGACUGGGUCAGCUGUUGUCGCCUCACACACUCUGUCACACGGGGGCUGGCCUACCUGCACACUGAGCUGCUGAGAGGAGACAUCUACAAGCCAGCCGUAUCUCACAGAGACCUGAAUAGCAGGAAUGUUCUAGUAAAGAACGAUGGGACAUGUGUGAUCAGUGACUUUGGUCUGUCCAUGAAGCUGACAGGGAACCGCCUGGUCAGGCCUGGAGAGGAGGAGAACGCUGCCAUCAGUGAGGUGGGUACAGUCCGCUACAUGGCCCCAGAGGUUCUGGAGGGGGCGGUGAACCUAAGGGACUGCGAGUCGGCUCUGAAGCAGGUGGACAUGUAUGCCCUGGGCCUCAUCUACUGGGAGACCUUCAUGAGGUGUACUGACCUCUUCCCAGGUAAUAACCCUGACCUCUAACCCUGGGCCUGGUCUACUGGGAGACCUUCAUGAGGUGUACUGACCUCUUCCCAGGUAAUAACCCUGACCUCUAACCCUGGGUCUCGUCUACUGGGAGACCUUCAUGAGGUGUACUGACCUCUUCCCAGGUAAUAACCCUGACCUCUAACCCUGGGCCUCGUCUACUGGGAGACCUUCAUGAGGUGUACUGACCUCUAACCCUGGGCCUCAUCUACUGGGAGACCUUCAUGAGGUGUACUGACCUCUUCCCAGGUAAUAACCCUGACCUCUAACCCUGGGCCUCGUCUACUGGGAGACCUUCAUGAGGUGUACUGACCUCUUC